This is a messenger RNA of Dipodomys ordii (Ord's kangaroo rat), 2997 nucleotides long. RefSeq names its product spermatogenesis-associated protein 31D1-like. Bases 1 to 2997 code for a protein of 998 amino acids. The record is from RefSeq and is a predicted model, not a curated record. The transcript is spliced from 3 exons. Lineage: Eukaryota; Metazoa; Chordata; Mammalia; Rodentia; Heteromyidae.
AUGUUUAUGCAACCCUUUGGAUCCAUGCAAACAUUCAAAAGCCCACCGAACCAAUCUGAUGACAUCCCCCCCUUUCGGAAAUUGCUGUGUCCAGACCCCCUCUGUCCCAUAUGUAACAGAACCACGGCUAAGGCCCAGCUCGAAUCCCCUCUUCCAGUCGUGGCACCUUCUGGAUCUCAGCUCUGCAACUGCGGAGUGUGUUUUCACACGCCUCAGCCUCAGAGCGGGACACAGCUUCUUACACCGUCUCAAAUCGGUGCUCUAGAAUAUAACAUACUACAGAAAGUUCAGAAAAACAUAUGGGGCUUACCCCCUGUCAUCCAAAAAUCCCAGGAAGACUUUUGUCCUCCAGCUCCCCACUUUUCAUUUGUUAAACAGGCCUGUAAGGCCCAUGAUUCUUCCGUCUCCAUACUUCCUGGAGACUUUCCUCUUGACGAUGAGCUCCGGAAAAAACUAGAGCAUCACCUUCGAAAGAGGCUCAUCCAGCACCGCUGGGGCCUGCCCGACAGGAUCGUUUCAUCUCUGUCAUCGAUGAUUCCUCUGACAGAGAUUUCCCAGGACACUGAGGAAAAGAGUAGCCGUGGGCUCGCAUGCAUUCCUGUUUUUACUCAUCCCAGCAGCAAAAAUUUAAGCAAGGUUGAACCGAAACAGUUAGAAAGGCAGCUCUGUGAGAGGAGCUCAGAGAUGCCUCCUCUAGAACAGGAUGUGAGAGAACAAGGACACGGUUCACAGACCGGAAAAAACGCUCGACCACUGAGCCCUGCAAAGGUGGUUCCAGCACCUGACACUCACACAGACCAAGAAAGACCUGUAGAUAGUCAUUCAGGACAUCACUCAACCACCUUAGAGGCAAGUCAACACCGGAAGGAGGCCCUGGAAGCACAUCUGAGCAAGAAAUUUGAUGAAAUCAGUAAGGGUCAGAUCCCAGAAAUUGUGCAGAGUUCAAGGCAUUCUGUCAAAGUGAAUGUUUGUGAGCAUCUCCUCAGCCAAGUGAAAGAUUUGGUGCCAUUGGAGAGAAAAGACAGCAUCUUUAGUUCUUUCCCUUAUGGUAAAAGGCAAAAGAUUUUGGAGGAUCAUAUUAAGAUUUUUCAUUGGAGAAUGGUGAAUGGCCUUCCACAGAAGGUUCAAGAAUCCAUAGAAAUCUUCAAUGUAAAAGAGCCCCAAACAAACUCUUACUUACAAAUUCCGUCCUCAGACGUUCUUAUUUCUGAGGCGGAUUCUAAAAUUGAGGCUCCUGGGCCUCUAAUAGGACCCUCUAACACUUUUCAUGAGGACACAAUGAGAACAGCCAAUGUCCCUGUUGUGGAUAAUUGCCUCUCUGCCACUGUACCUGUGGGCAAAAGAGGACAGGAGACUGUAAAGAAAUCACGCUUCUAUACCAGUCUUCAGUUUGCAGUUGAAGAUGGCAAACUCAAAGCUUUGUCCCAUACAAAUAACAGUGGAGAUAAAGCUGUGCACAGACAAGCUGGGACUGAACCUGAGAUACUAGAUAAGAGCGAGGGUUCCAGCAAUAAUACCAAAAAGUUUCAGAGAAAAAUGAAGAAUUUAGAGCAUUUUCUUAUGACUGACAAGUCCAAGGAGCUAAUCAAAGCAGGAAAACAUCCUAAUUUCCAAUCACAACCUAAUAACCUGAUGACCCCAGUGACUAAAGUGAAUUCUCAAAAAGUAGAAACUACCCUGACUACUAAAAUGUCCCUAACGAGAAUCUCAGUUCCCGAUUCUAUAUCAAUAGAAGAACUUAAAAGCAAACUGAUUGAUGAGUUGAAGUUAAUAUUGGAGGACAGGAAGCAGAGGCAGGUUCAGGAAGCUCCCGCUGACCCACCCCCAACUUCAGAUAAGGAGACAAUCCAGACAUUGCUGACUCAUCACCAGGGUGUUCCCAGUGGGGACACAGCAGCCUUCCAGGUAUUUCAUGUUCAGUCAUGCAGGAGAGGGAGCAGCAUGCAGCAGCAGCAGCCAGAGCCAUGGGUCCCUAGCCACAUUAUCCCCAAAUGCCAGGCCAAGAAUUCCCCUCCAACAAUGCAGACCUCGCUGACUCAUCACCAGGUUGUCUCCACUGGGGACACAGCAGCCUCCCAGGUACUUUAUGUUCAGUUGCACAACAGAAGGACUAGCAUGGAAGAGCAGGAGGAACCUAGUCACAUUAUGUUCAAAUGCCAGGCCAAGAAUUCCCCCUCAACUACAGAGAGAGUGAGCCCUAAGGUAUCCAAAGUGCAUGAACCUGGCAGAGGGGAUGCCAGACUAGAGAAAUCCCAACUGAGCCGCCUCCCUCCAGACAGGGCAGAGAAGACACUUGGGAGCAAGUCUUCCCCAGCCCUGUCACAGAAGAGACAGCCUCCUUCUGAAAGUAGUUUCAGAAACCAGAUUAAACGAUUUUUCCAAUGGCUUAGCCCUGGUACAAAACUCAAAGGCCAAGAAGUUUCUCCAGGGAAGGAUAGCUCUUCGUUGUCUCUGCAGGCAAGAGGUCUAGGUAAAGCUGCCUUUUCUAGAAACACAAAAGCUGUUGAGAAACAGGGGUGCAGUAGGCAUUCAGUGGAUGUCACCUGCUCCAGAGGGCCCCCUUCUUCCUUUGUGAAGGCUGGGAAGACCCAACAAGAGGUAGAACUAAAGAUCCCAACAGAGAAGCCCGAGAGACACUCCUCAAAUGACAAGGCUACCUACUCUACAGUAACCAAUAACCCUUCCAGUCAAAAAGCUACCACUGCAGCUCAGAGCAAUCCCACAAGAAACAGAUGCAUCAAAGACAGGGGCAGACAGCCCCAGAAAAACAUGCCAUCGCAAGACAAGGCCUUCCGCCAAAAGCACCCCCAAUCCGUGCCCCACAAGGAGCCAGGACCCAAACCAACACCGACUACCCAUAAACGUCAACUUGGUCAACUACCUCCAGCUGCCCCUGUCUUUGCAGAAGGUACCGUGUUGGGAGAUUUGUCCCUCUUAUUCAAACAGAAAAGGCUUUUCCAGAAUUUUCAGAGAGGGCGCUUCCUUCCUCCUAAAUAA